Triticum turgidum subsp. durum (durum wheat) is the source of this 528-nucleotide messenger RNA. NCBI's taxonomy places the organism in Eukaryota, Viridiplantae, Streptophyta, Magnoliopsida, Poales, Poaceae. The record is from the annotation of a GenBank genome assembly.
AUGGCGCUCCGAUUAGUUUUGGCACGUGCUCUCCUCCAGCCAGCGGCGUGGGCACCCGCACCCGCCGCCGCGGCGGCGAUCGCGGCCGUGCUUUCGCGCCGCCUCUUCAGCAACACCACCCGUGGUGGCGGCCGCGGCCGCGGCGCACACGUCGAUAAGCGCAUCGAAAGGACCAAGGAGGAGCUGCUCGAGCUCUACAAGGGGAAGACCCCCGCGCCCGCGGCGGAGGAGGUGGCGGCCGACCUCACCGGCGUGCUCCGGCGGUUCGAGGCCGCCAAGUCGACGCCGGGCCAGGAGCAGCACGGGUCGAAAACGUUCGUCGGAGAUUCGUUCGCCGGAGAUUCGUUCGUCGGGGAUUCGUUCGUCGGGGAGCCGUUCGCCGGAGAGCACUUCGACACGGAGCCCUACGAGGCCGACGGGUCCGUCGACGGGUACUCCUUCUCGGGGGGCACGUACGAGGGGGACUCCCACUCGGGAGACAUAUACACGCCUUGGGUGGGCCGGGAGACCCGUCGCGGCGGCGACUGA